UUCGUUCUCAAACUUCAUCACAAACAACAUUACUCUUUAACAUCAGUAAACAUUUAAGAGCAAGAGUUCCUGCAUUCCUCAACCUUCUAUCCAUCAAUUGAUCCAUCAUGGCUACUGAUGAAAGAGCAGGAGCUGAAAUUGUACGAGGAAAGGAAGCUUGUGAGCGAUUUUCUGUGGAGCUGAUGAAAGAGCUUGGAUUUCCUAGUGGUGUACUUCCCACCGGAGAGCUGGUGGAAUGCGGGAGGGUGAGAGCCACGGGUUUCGUGUGGUGGAAAUGCAAGGCCGCCUAUGAGCAUUUCAAUGUGGCUACCAACACCAAGAACAGCUACGCCGCCGAGACCACGGCUUAUGUGGAGAAGGGGAGGAUGAAGAAGAUGACUGGUUGCAAGGCUAAGCAGAUGAUGCUGUGGGUUCCUAUUGCGGAAAUGUACAUUGAUGGAAACAAGAUCUCCUUCAAGUCAUCCAUGGGAGUCGGCAAGUCCUUCCCCAUCAUAUCUUUUAUGAACGAAGAAGAGAAGAAGGCUUAUCUCCACUAAAAUGGUGAAGCAAAUUAAACAUUAGUGACUAGUUAGGAUCAUUCCCUGAUGGUCCUUGUCAUAUUCAUACCCUAUUAGCUAUAUGUAUUUGAGUUCCUUUUUUAUAUCCUAGUAUCCUCACUUCAAGACCCAAUAAUAUCUGAAUGUACUUUAUUAUUUAAAACCAGUGGCGCAGGCUUCAUCUUUUGUUUAUCAUUGGAUUUCACUUUUGA
Molecule: messenger RNA, 748 nt
Organism: Macadamia integrifolia
Lineage: Eukaryota; Viridiplantae; Streptophyta; Magnoliopsida; Proteales; Proteaceae
Exons: 1
Coding region: 108-536 (142 amino acids)
Source: RefSeq, a predicted model, not a curated record